ACAGAGUGGUUUGAUAACAAAGAAAGCUCAUCAAGAACCUUAAAAAGGUUCUGUUGCAGAGGUUCCGACCAAAAGCCAGUUUCAUCUUUAUGUGAUCAGAGACAGAAAGAUAUGGUGGGAGAAGAUUUAAACCAGAUUGGUGGUAAUAGUAAUUACAAUGGAGAAAGAGACCCAGAGAACAACACACUCAACCAACCUCUGGUUAAGGCUAAUCGAACUCUUUCUUCAACUCCACUUGCUUUGGUCGGUGCCAAGGUUUCCCAUAUCGAGAGCUUGGACUAUGAAAUAAACGAGAAUGAUCUGUUUAAGCAUGAUUGGAGAAAAAGAUCAAAGGCACAAGUACUUCAAUACGUGUUCUUGAAAUGGACAUUAGCUUGUCUUGUUGGUCUUUUCACUGGUCUAAUCGCCACUCUCAUAAACUUAGCUGUCGAAAACAUAGCUGGCUACAAGCUUCUUGCCGUCGGCCACUUCCUCACCCAAGAAAGAUAUGUUACAGGUCUCAUGGUGCUUGCUGGAGCAAAUUUGGGACUUACCUUGGUGGCGUCUGUGCUUUGUGUGUGUUUUGCUCCCACGGCGGCUGGUCCUGGAAUUCCUGAGAUCAAAGCUUAUCUUAAUGGUGUUGAUACUCCCAACAUGUUUGGUGCUACCACUAUGAUCGUUAAGAUCAUUGGAAGCAUAGGAGCGGUUGCAGCUGGACUUGAUCUUGGUAAAGAAGGUCCUCUGGUUCACAUUGGAAGCUGCAUAGCUUCUUUGCUUGGACAAGGUGGAACAGACAACCACCGAAUCAAGUGGCGAUGGCUUCGUUACUUCAACAAUGAUAGAGACCGCAGGGAUCUGAUUACAUGUGGCUCAGCUGCUGGAGUAUGUGCAGCCUUCAGGUCACCUGUUGGAGGUGUGCUUUUUGCCCUUGAGGAAGUUGCCACUUGGUGGAGAAGUGCCUUACUGUGGAGGACUUUCUUCAGCACAGCAGUGGUUGUGGUUAUUCUGAGAGAGUUCAUAGAGAUCUGCAAUUCAGGGAAGUGUGGCUUAUUUGGAAGAGGAGGGCUUAUCAUGUUUGAUGUGAGUCAUGUAACUUAUACUUACCAUGUAACUGACAUCAUCCCUGUCAUGUUGAUUGGUGUAAUUGGUGGAAUUCUUGGGAGCCUCUACAAUCACUUUCUGCAUAAAGUUCUCCGGCUUUACAAUCUGAUCAACGAGAAGGGUAAGAUCCACAAGGUGCUUCUCAGUCUUACAGUAUCACUCUUCACAUCAGUUUGCCUUUAUGGCCUUCCUUUCCUGGCUAAAUGCAAGCCGUGUGAUCCCUCGAUAGAUGAGAUAUGCCCGACGAAUGGAAGAUCGGGCAACUUCAAACAGUUCCAUUGUCCAAAAGGUUACUACAACGAUCUGGCUACUCUGCUUCUCACCACCAACGAUGAUGCUGUCAGAAACCUUUUCUCUUCCAACACUCCUAAUGAGUAUGGGAUGGGCUCCCUGUGGAUAUUCUUUGUCCUCUACUGCAUCUUGGGGCUUUUCACAUUUGGUAUUGCAACACCAUCUGGUCUUUUCCUCCCCAUCAUCCUUAUGGGUGCUGCAUAUGGCCGUAUGCUUGGUGCUGCAAUGGGUUCCUACACAAGUAUUGACCAAGGGCUUUAUGCUGUACUUGGUGCAGCUGCACUCAUGGCUGGAUCGAUGAGAAUGACUGUGUCACUCUGUGUUAUAUUCCUUGAACUUACCAACAACCUUCUUUUGCUUCCCAUUACAAUGAUUGUGCUUCUGAUUGCCAAAACUGUGGGAGACAGCUUCAACCCAAGUAUCUAUGACAUCAUAUUGCAUCUAAAGGGCUUACCUUUCUUAGAAGCAAAUCCAGAGCCAUGGAUGAGGAACCUCAGCGUUGGUGAGCUUGGUGAUGCUAAACCCCCAGUUGUAACCCUGCAAGGCGUAGAAAGGGUUUCUAAAAUAGUUGAUGUGCUAAGGAACACGACGCAUAAUGCAUUCCCUGUUUUAGAUGAAGCAGAAGUACCUCAAGUGGGUUUAGCAACCGGGGCAACAGAACUCCACGGGCUAAUCCUGAGAGCACACCUCGUUAAAGUUCUGAAAAAGAGAUGGUUCUUGACAGAGAAAAGAAGAACAGAGGAGUGGGAGGUCAGGGAAAAGUUUCCAUGGGAUGAAUUGGCUGAAAGAGAAGACAACUUCGACGACGUAGCCAUCACAAGCUCUGAAAUGGAAAUGUUUGUUGAUCUUCAUCCUCUUACCAACACAACCCCUUACACAGUCAUGGAGAACAUGUCUGUGGCCAAGGCUUUAGUACUAUUCCGGCAAGUGGGACUCCGCCAUUUGCUAAUUGUUCCCAAGAUUCAAGCCUCAGGAAUGUGUCCUGUGGUAGGGAUCUUAACCAGGCAGGAUCUAAGGGCACACAACAUUCUACAAGCCUUUCCUCACUUGGAAAAAUCCAAAGGUAGAAAAGCCCAAUGAAGAUUUACAUACUUUGUUUACCUGUGUUGUAAAAAAUGACUUGCAGCCUUGUGUUUUUUGUUCCCAUUCUUGAAGAUGUAUCUGUCCAGUUUUGCA
Molecule: messenger RNA, 2547 nt
Organism: Capsella rubella
Lineage: Eukaryota; Viridiplantae; Streptophyta; Magnoliopsida; Brassicales; Brassicaceae
Product: chloride channel protein CLC-b
Exons: 6
Coding region: 112-2451 (779 amino acids)
Biological process (GO): chloride transport; transmembrane transport
Cellular component (GO): plant-type vacuole membrane; intracellular membrane-bounded organelle
Molecular function (GO): nitrate:proton symporter activity; voltage-gated chloride channel activity
Source: RefSeq, a predicted model, not a curated record